GUCAGUGGGUGCGGGCCGCUCUCCCGGCCGGACCAUGGUGCGCACCAAGGCGGACAGUGCGCCCGGAGCCUACCGCAAAGUGGUGGCGGCCCGAGCUCCCCGCAAAGCCCUCGGCUCCUGUAAUUCAGCCAACACUUCCACCUCCCCUUCAGCACGGAAAGCUGAAAGCAGAUAUGCGGGUGGGAAUCCAGUAUGCGUAAGGCCAACACCCACCUGGCAGAAAGGAAUUGGAGAAUUCUUCACCUUGUCACCCAAGCAUUCAGAAAAAGAGAAUCAGAGCCCUAAAGAGGUUGAGCCAGGAAGCAGUGGCCUAGGAAAAGCUACAAGGAAAACCCGGCCUUUGCCUCCGGAUCCUACAGAGGAUGAUGAUGGUGCAUGUCCCGAUGAAGAUUAGAAGAUUCUUUAGUUUGCUGCUGCUAAUAGCUCUGCUUAAAUCUGUAUUUUCGGCUGUAUAUUUAUGUAUAUAUAUUCGCAGUUGCUUUGGUUAGUUUUGCUGUACAUAACUCAAAUGAAAAAGGUAAACUGGACUUUCAACACUUUUAGGAACUUAAACCAAGUAGCUUUCGAGUGUUUACUUCUAAGAUUAAUAUAUACCUAGAGCUUGGCAUUCAGUGUAAUACAGGAUUUUAUUUUCUACUUGGGUGAUGAACUCAUCUUGCUUAAAUUAAAGCCAUUUCGCGUGGUGUUUUCUAAGUACUAAUCUCCAGUAUUUAAGGCUUGCUUGCUUUUACCAUUUUUGUCAUAUUUGUUAAUCGAAAUAUUGUGCCAUAUAUGCCUGUUAGCUUAAAAAGCAGUAUUUUUAAAAAAAAUUAAGGUACUUUGCAAAGUCAAAAAGAUUUUACGUACUGAAUUCCCUGAAUUGAAAGCAUGGCUAUUUUUAUGUUUUCUCUCAGGAAUGGGUUAUCUGUUGACACUGUCACAAGUCUUUCCGUUAAAUAUUUGAAGAGGUACUCUAUAAAGGGAUUAGACAAGUGUUCCUAGAUCUACCUCUGCCUCUGUCACUCUUCCUCCUUUUUCCCCCCUCUCCCUUUCAUGGUAGUAAAGUUUACAACAUAAAUUUUUCAGGUAUUUAUGUUAUGGCAACAGUCUCAGGAAAACGGUAAUCUAAGGCUAAUAAGGAAAACUGCUAGUAACAACACCACUGUCCUGCUAGAACAAUCAUUUUUUUUUUCUGACAUGUCUUAAAGACUUAAGCCUCAUCAGAGGAGAUGUGAGUUAAAAGUCCUAUUCAGGGUCCAAGAAUAUUUAAUCAUGUUUAAUAAAAUCACCUCAUCCUUUCCUCCCUCAAUAUGAUUGGUUUUUCUCAGUAUUGACUAGAAUUUUUAACUGAAUUACUGUAAUCUCUGUGAGUAAGCAUCAGGAAAUCUCCAUUCAAAAAUUUGAAGAUCUCAAAAGAAAACAGGUUCUGAAAACACUUUUGUCCCUGUUAAUGUUGACAGUUAAGCAAAAGUACUAACCGUGGGAUUUACACUGGAUUUACAAAGAAACAAAAUUUUGUAGCUAUGUAGAAACACUGCUAUGUUCAAUUUUAGGUGCCAAAAUAAACCGGAGGUUCACUCACUAUGAUCGGGUAUCUCCUGGCUAUAAAAUUGUAAAAGUCGAUGCAUGUUGAUGUUUGGAAAGAAAUUUUCUCUAUCAAAGAAAAUACCUGCAAUACGGGACCGCACAGCAACUAUCGGAUUUCCAGGUGUGUAACGAGCAGAAUUAAGGAAGUGGGUAGAGUAUUGUGUUAUAACUGGUAUUUCCUUAUUUUGUAACCAAGCAUUCUGCUCACUGACUUCACAGGAUCAUUAAUCAUGAUUAAUUUUGCUAAUUCCCUUCUUGCUAUAAACAUGCUUUGCAAUAAA
Molecule: messenger RNA, 1847 nt
Organism: Tachyglossus aculeatus (Australian echidna)
Lineage: Eukaryota; Metazoa; Chordata; Mammalia; Monotremata; Tachyglossidae
Gene: PCLAF
Product: PCNA clamp associated factor
Exons: 4
Coding region: 35-394 (119 amino acids)
Biological process (GO): translesion synthesis; regulation of cell cycle
Cellular component (GO): nucleus
Molecular function (GO): chromatin binding
Source: RefSeq, a predicted model, not a curated record